This is a messenger RNA of Gryllus bimaculatus (two-spotted cricket), 1731 nucleotides long. The record is from the annotation of a GenBank genome assembly. NCBI's taxonomy places the organism in Eukaryota, Metazoa, Arthropoda, Insecta, Orthoptera, Gryllidae.
AUGUUGCUUGUCGGCGGGCGCAUGCGCUCGGAAGGCCAGCUCGGGGCCGGCGCCGGCGCCGAAGCCGCGCCCGUAGUGCGGCUCCCAGCCGGCGGGCGCCGCCACCGGCGCCGGCACCACGUGCGGCAGCGCCGAGUCCGCCGCCAGCUUGCGGCACAGCUGGAAGAUGGCCAUGCCCACGGAGAUGGCGAAGGAGAAGAAGCUGAGCUGCAGCGCGUUCCACGCCUUCAGCCCCAGCGCGCCGAUGAACAGCGGCACCAGCGUGAUGGCCUUGAGCAGCACCAGCACCAGCACCGGGAUGAUUAUCUUCUUCAGCUUGUGCCUCCGCGCUGUGGGGACGUCGGAGCCCUGGGCGGCGGGUCGGGCGGCGCCGAGGUCGAGCGCGAGGUCGACGAGGCCGCGGUCGAGGCGCGCGGCGGAGGCGGUGAGGGCGGCGCCGCCGGGCAGGUGCACGCGCAGCGCGUGGGCGCUCACGAAGGCGGCCGCGCGCCGCAGCAGCCCGCCCUCGCCCUCGCCCUCCGGCUCCGCGCCCCGCGCCUCGCCCGCCGGCGCGCGCACCAGCGACACCGCGUCCGACACCUGCGGACCAGAUACACACAGCGCACCAGUAUUUUUGACACAUGCGUAAUUGUGAGGAGGGGUAGCACUCACCUGGAAGUCGUCCUUGGUCAUGAGCUGGUCGACGAAGUUGAGCAGCUUGUACUUGACGCAGGCCAGAGACUGCGGGUCGAGCGCGCACUCCUCCUUGAGGUCUCGCACCACGUCCUCGAGGGGCGUGUCCUUCCACAGGGAGGCCGCGGGCGCGGGUGUGGGCUGGCGCGGGGCGGCAGAGGCGAGGGCCGCGAGGCACAGCAGCAGCACAGCGCGAGCGGUCGCCAUGGCGCGGGGGGCGGAACAGGGCCCGCCGCCGGCCGACGCGCCGCCUUUAUACAGGCCGACGAGCCGCGCCGGCGGCCCGGAUCCGAAGGCGGCGGAGGGGUCGUGCAGGUGGAAUGCAUCCUCAAGCAGAUCCUGCAUGUCGUGCGUGCCUCAACCAAACCCCGCAAUGCAUGCAAACCUGACCGAGCGAUUGGACCUCCAACGGUGAAAACCUCCAACCCGCAGUUUAGUGCCAACUCCCCGAGGCACGACGAAUCCAGUCACAGACCCCGUGAACGCAAGGAUGGCACACGUGGAUCUAGAUCUUACAUCGACCGUCUUUAUUACCUCAAUGUGGUCUUUGAAGUGAACCUCCCCGAAGCGACCUCCGUGCGCGUCCGAAUACGUCGCCAGCCGGCGCGGGGCCGGAUCCGCGCGGGGGCUUAUCGGCGCGCAAUUAACCGCAUUCGCCGCCGGGAGAGGCGCAGCGGCGGCGGCGGCGGCGGAGGCCUGGAUGGCACGCGGGCGGGCGGGCGCCACAGGCGACGACGCAUCGGGAUUUCAGGGCGCGUCGCGGGGCGUCGCGGCGCCGCGCCGGCGACGCAAGGUCAAGGCGCCGGAAGUGGGCCGGGGCCCCGCGCUCUUGAGGAGGGAACAUGUGCGAACGACGCAGCUCCUAAUGUGCUCGUAACUGUAACAGUCGCGUGCUAUGCCAAAGCUUCUCCCAAAAAGGAUUCGAAUUCCUGCGAUCAACGGAACAACGGUAUUCUUGAUUACCUGAACAAGAUACUUGCUUUAGAAGAUGGAGGUUGCAUCAUGAAAUGGACGUUAAGACUCGGUGACAAUUUGUUUGUGACCAAAGGGAUGCGCUAG